UUUCCCCUCACUUCCUUCCAUAUACUUGUUUCACCAACCUAAACACACACACUCUCACUGCAUUGCACUAUUGCUAUUUUCUUUCUUUCUCUUUUGAGAAAAUGUCAAUGGCAAUGUUGAGUGGUGCUUCUUCUACAUUUCACAGACUCAUAUCAUCAUCAUCAUCAUCUUUAUAUUGCGUUCCAAUACAAGUACCUUCCUCUUUGACAAAGUUCACAAGUACCAGAAACAAGGUUUCUUUGACAGUACCUUUUGCUCUCAAGAAGCCCAUUGAUCAAGCAGACAUUCUUAUUCGGCAACACCACCACCAAGAAGAAGAAGAAAUAUUGGAGAAUAUGGGCGGCGGUGAAAGUAUGCUGUAUUCAUUUUCACCUCUCCCUCUACUCUUAUUGGCUGCCCUUCCUGGAGGUGGAACCAUUAGAUCGCUCUUUGGUCCUAUUGUUGAUAUAGUUAAAUCUUUGGAUCUUCCUGGUUGGCUCGUUCAUUGGGGCCACCCUGGUAACAUGGCAGUUGUACUCUUUGCCAUGGGUGGUUAUGGGUCUUACUUAGGUUUCCGCAUUAAAUAUGCUGGUGAUGUGGAGGAGAAAGCAAUGGCCAAAGACUUGCAUCCUAAGCUCCUAGCUGGGAUGUUCUUCUUCUUUUCUCUUGGAGCUACAGGCGGAAUAAUCUCUCUACUUACUUCAGAUAGGCCGAUCCUUGAAAGUCCUCAUGCUGUGACAGGGUUGAUCGGUCUAACCCUUUUGGCCACACAGGCAUCACUGCCAACAUUAUUCGAGGGAAAUCCCGGGCUGCGAAAUGUUCAUGGGAUCUUAGGAAGUGGGAUUAUGGCAUUGUUUCUAGUACAUGCCGCCCUUGGUCUUCAACUCGGGUUAAGCUACUAAUUUUAUACUAUAUGAUUAAGAUUCUCUCAAGUUUUAUUUUUAGUGUCAUACUGAAGAUGCACGUAUGAGAUAAAAAAGAAAUAUAAAUGUCACAUAAUAAAAUGACCCAUUCUUUUCUUUUAUCUCUCACAUCUCCAGCAUAAGCUAUUAUUAUGUUAAAGAUGAACUUAAUAGAAACUCUUUUGAAAAAAGAGUGGGGUUGUGACAAUUUGGUCUUUUGAUUUUAUCCAAUUUUGGGGAAAAUUUAGCAUGUUGGGGGGAGAAUUUCGAAUAUGUAAAUGAAUAUUGCCAAAGGUUGAUAACCGAUUAUUCACGGUUCACAAUUGACUGUGUAUUUAUAUGACUAUGACAAUAUACUUCUGUAGUCCUAUAUGACUAA
Messenger RNA from Erigeron canadensis, 1260 nucleotides. RefSeq lists its product as uncharacterized. NCBI's taxonomy places the organism in Eukaryota, Viridiplantae, Streptophyta, Magnoliopsida, Asterales, Asteraceae. Bases 102 to 881 code for a protein of 259 amino acids. The record is from RefSeq and is a predicted model, not a curated record. The transcript has 6 exons. Gene Ontology annotation, cellular component: membrane.